This is a messenger RNA of Anas platyrhynchos (mallard), 1333 nucleotides long. Its product is annotated as cysteine-rich venom protein-like. Gene Ontology annotation, cellular component: extracellular region. The record is from RefSeq and is a predicted model, not a curated record. Lineage: Eukaryota; Metazoa; Chordata; Aves; Anseriformes; Anatidae.
AUGGGUCCAAUAACUGCAGUCCUUUGCCUGGUUGCUUUGAUACACCAAGCUGAAGCACAGGUGUAUCAGAGUAAACAAGUGGACACACCCCUCUUUCCACCUUUUCCCGUUAAAUACCCAAUACAGAAGCCAGUAAAGAAACCAAUACAGAAACCGAUAUACAAACCAGUACAAAAACCGAUACACAAGCAGAUACCAAUACAGAAACCAGUACAGCUACCACCAAUAAAGAAACCAGUACAGGUACCAGCAAUAAAGAAACCAGUAUACGUACCACCAGUAAAGAAACCAGUAUACGUACCACCAGUAAAGAAACCAGUAUACGUACCACCAGUAAAGAAACCAGCCCGGCUACCACCAAUAAAGAAACCUCAGCAACCUCAGCAACCUCAGCAACCAGCACAACAGAAAUACAAUGGUUUUCAGAUGCAAAGCAAACAACAGAUGCUUCAGCAACAAAAUAUUAUUCAGCUGAAAAAUAAGCAAGUCAUCCUUAAAGAACACAAUCAAAUAAGAAGAUCUGUAGUUCCAACAGCCAGGAACAUGCUGAAGAUGGUUUGGAAUGAGAGAGCUGCUAAAAAUGCUCAGAAAUGGGCAAAGAAGUGUGAAAUGGAAAUCAGUCCAACAGAUCAGAGAGUUAUUGACGGCAUCACCUGCGGUGAGAAUAUAUUGCUCUCAUCUCAACCAAAAACAUGGGCUGAAACAAUCCAAGUCUGGAACAGUCAGGGCUCCAAUUUCAAGUAUGGUUUUGGAGCAACUACAAAGAAUGCCAAUGUCAAGAGCUAUGCUCAGCUAGUGUGGUAUAACAGCUACCAGGUUGGAUGUGCAGUUGCCUACUGUCCUAGAAACCAGUACAACUACUUUUAUGUUUGCCAUUACUGUCCUCCAGGAAAUAAUAUAAUGCAAGUGGCUGCACCUUACAAAAGUGGACCAAGAUGUGCAGAUUGUCCCGGCCACUGCGACAAUGGGCUUUGCACCAAUCCUUGCAGGCAUCGAGAUGCGUUUCCAAACUGCAAAAAUAUGAGAACCUUGUUUGGCUGCCGCCAUCCGGUGGUGAGAGAGAAGUGUGCUGCUACCUGUAAAUGCACCACUCAAAUCGUCUAAUAUCCUGGUGGAUGUCAUUGUAGCUGCUUUGGGACUUACUUAUUGGGAAAAAAAAAAAAAGUAGAACUAACCACGAAGCACAUUCAUGCUCAGUGUAUCAGCUCAGAUUGACUUGUAUGUAAACUUUUUUUUUUUUUUUUUUAUGAAAUCGCACAAUUAUUUCAGUCCCAAAUUAGUCUAGAAGCUCAGAUAACCUCUGAUGUUAUUUUAGGCUUUAUAGAAAUCAUGA